UUCUCCGCGGCGAGGAGCGGGAGACCCUCUUCUGGGGCUUUGCGCCCUCAGCAGGAGGCUCCUGCGGCCGCCGCGGAUGAGCCUUCCCCGCCAGAGGUCGGUGUUAGCGACCGGGCUCCCUCGUCGCCCGCAGACUUCUAUGGGCUCGGGCUAGCGAGCGUGCGUGCGGCGGUCGCCUUUUGCUCUGCCCUCUUUCCUUCCUCCGGUGGGGCAACCCGAGCCGGCGGCGCAGCGCCGGGGAGCGGGUGGCAAAGGCUCAGCCGCGGCACGGAUGUCGGUCUCCAGGUGCUGCAGAGGCGGCGGAGGAGACGGCGCUAAACCUGAGCGCCUUUUGCAAGGCCGGGCUUGGAAAGUAUGCAUGACAAAUUGUCCUACUCUGAUUGUAAUGGUUGGCCUUCCAGCAAGAGGAAAAACUUACAUAUCAAAAAAAUUGACACGCUACUUAAACUGGAUUGGAGUGCCUACAAAAGAGUUUAAUGUUGGUCAGUACCGUCGAGAUUUGGUAAAAACAUACAAGUCCUUUGAAUUCUUCUUGCCAGACAAUAAAGAAGCCCUGAAAAUCCGAAAAAAGUGUGCCUUAGCAGCACUAAAUGAUGUCCGGCGAUAUCUUUGUGAAGAAAAUGGGCAUGUGGCAGUUUUUGAUGCAACAAAUACUACAAGGGAACGUAGAGACACCAUAUAUAAGUUUGGUGAAGAAAAUGGAUUUAAGACAUUUUUUGUGGAGUCAGUAUGCGUUGAUCCUGAGGUUAUUGCUGCAAAUAUUGUGCAAGUGAAAUUAGGCAGUCCUGAUUAUGUUGACUGUGCUAGUGAUGAAGCUACGGAAGACUUUAUGAAAAGAAUUGAGUGUUACAAGAAUUCAUAUGAGACGCUGGAUGAAAAUCUAGACAAGGAUCUUUCUUAUAUUAAAAUCAUGGAUGUUGGAAGGAGUUACCUUGUAAACCAUGUAAUGGAUCAUAUUCAGAGUCGGAUUGUUUACUACCUCAUGAAUAUUCAUGUAACUCCUCGUUCCAUCUACCUCUGUCGACACGGUGAAAGUGAACUAAAUCUAAAGGGAAGAAUAGGAGGAGACACGGGCUUGUCUCAUAGAGGGAAAGAGUUUGCCAAGAGCUUGGGCCAGUUCAUUAAUGACCAAAACAUCAAAGAUCUGAAAGUCUGGACAAGUCAGAUGAAGAGGACCAUUCAGACUGCUGAGGCUCUGAGAGUGCCUUAUGAACAGUGGAAAGUUUUAAAUGAAAUCGAUGCGGGAGUCUGUGAAGAAAUGACAUACGAAGAAAUUCAGGAAAAUUAUCCCUUAGAAUUUGCUUUGAGAGACCAGGAUAAAUACAGAUACAGAUAUCCUAAGGGCGAGUCUUAUGAAGAUCUUGUUCAGAGGUUAGAGCCAGUAAUUAUGGAGCUGGAAAGGCAGGAAAACGUGCUUGUAAUCUGUCACCAAGCUGUUAUGCGUUGUUUGAUUGCUUACUUUUUGGAUAAGCCUGCAGAACAACUGCCUUAUCUCAAGUGCCCUCUGCAUACUGUCUUAAAGCUAACUCCAGUGGCUUACGGUUGCAAAGUGGAAUCUAUUUUUCUAAACGUUGAGGCUGUAAAUACACACAGGGAUAAACCACAGAAUGUAGACAUUGUCAGACCUCCUGAGGAUGCCCUUGUAACUGUCCCUGCUCAUCUGUGAAUCCUGUUUCCUGAUCAGCUAUGAAAGAUGUGGUGCUGUUUUUAUCAUACUUUCUUAAUUUUCAAUCAACCAUUCCAAUCACCUUGGAAUCAAAUUUGAAUAUAGCAGUUUUUCUGUAUUGCAUGACUUGGGGAUCAAAUUGUUUUAGACUGUUUGAACUAAAUAGUUGAAUAAUUAACAAGUUAUUGUUCACUUCUGCUGAAAUAUGAAUAGUUCCUUUUUCAAUAUAACUUAACUAUUGCUGAUUUUUAAUUUAAUGUUCUAUGUCCAGUAAAGCUCAGUUCAGUACUUUCAGUGCCUAAGUUAUUAAUAGUUACAAUACAUCUGAUAGUUGCAAUAAAUACAAUAGAAUCAAUGAGAAGAUAGCUGGAUAUUUUUCAGGUGAUAGUAUGUUUAUUCCAAUGUCAUUGACCAAUGUAAAAUCUAUCAUUAGAAAUUCUAAUUCUAAUUGAUUUUAAUGUAUCUAAAAAGUUGUUUCCUAUUAAGUGGGCAGUAUUUUUAAAAUGUGGUUGGCCCAUCUCCAACUGCCCGUCUUUACUUCCUAGGUUUCAAAGCUUUUUCUAAACCAGCUGAAGAGCGCUGGCUUGGUUCCAAAUGUAGUCCACAUAAGAGCAUUUGUGACUAUUGCUCCUUUCUCGGCUGUGUUGUGUUUCUGCAUCUUUCAGCUCUGGCCCUUGAUCUGGUGUUGCCUCUGCUCAGUGGAUUUUGGAAAUGUUCAGGGAAGUCAUGAUCAGGAUGUAGAGUUGCAUGUUCCCAUGGCUUCCUCAUUUGCUCUGCUGAAUCCUAUCUCCUCUCCCUUUAGGCUCUUGUGGCUCAUAUUCAUCUUUGUGGCUUAUCACUAGGUCUGCCAUAUCUGAGAUGCAAAUGUCAGAUGGCAGCAAAAGCACAGUGUUUUAGGCAUCUUUUUGCUGCCUUUUGGUGGCUGUCCAAAAUUUUGCAUGCAGCAUCUCUUUUGUAUACAGGACCAUAAUAGCAUAUCUCAGCAAUAUCUUCUUGACAUAAUGUGUCAUACUUGACCUUAUGUUUAAGAUUUCUUAGUCAUUGAAUGGAAAAGUUGGUGCAAGGGGGAGUCUCGUGGGCACCAAAGAAAGACCCAUUUUGUAAUCUUUCACUAUAUCACUACUCUGCUAGCCUGUUUGAAAGUAGGUGUUUCGGUAAAAGGUUGUGCUGUUUAAUAGCUUGCUUGAUUCAGGGUUGUAUUUAAUGCAAGCUAAUCAAAAUUAAACUAUAUGUCAUGUAUCCACUUAGUACAUACCAACCAAUCUGCAGCAUUCGGCAGGAUAUAUAGUCAGAUGUUGGUAGCUGAAAACAGGGCCCAUGUGUAGGAAAAUCAACAUUUAUUACAAGCCUUCUCUAGUGAAGGAAAAACUUCGGCAGUAUUACUGAUGAAACUGUCAUGUGAUUUGCUAACAUAGGAAGUUGUAGUGCUUCAUAGAUUGUGGGGUAGAAAAAAGAGAUUUGGUUGAAAGAGGAGGAGAGGUGGGUGGAUUUAGAUGAAUGACACUCAGAAGUUGUGAUUCUCCUGUGCUUGUGCAUGUAUAUUGAAAACAAAAUCUUUGCUGUCUGUUGGGGUUACUUGAAGAGCUAAAAACAUUGUGCUGUGCAUGAUCCUAAAUUCAUGUUAGUUAAUGGUGAAAAACAGUCUUCUGCUAUACCUACUGAAGCCAAUAUGUGGGCCCCAGGAGUUCAUAUUGAAUAAAACCCAUCAUCUUUUGAGUUGGUAGUAACUUGAGCUUUGAAAAAGUGUAUUGACUAUGUCAGCCAGUGGGCAGCUGCUAUUAUUCAGUGUAUAAUUUUGAAUCAGACUUCUUUAUAAAUUCUCCUGCUCCUCAAUUCUAGUGUUGCGAGAGAAUAAAAUUUUUUAUAUGCUAUGCGUGAUUUUAUGUAUCUAUAACUUCUGGUAAAUUCCCAAACCCCAAAGUUGUCAUUUUUUCUCAUGGUCUACAUGUUUUAUUCUAUGUUUGAAGGUAGCUGCUUGGGGAGCAUGUAUCUCUAGAAUACAAUGUGGGUCUGCAACUGCAGUUCAUCUUCAGAAAUGUAAGGAAUUUAUUAGAUCUGAAGAUCUCUAAAGGCAGCUUAUCUUCGGAUGUAGUUAAGCCAAAUUAUUCAUUUUGGCAUAAGAGGGCAUUUUUCUAAGAGGUUAAUCUCAGUGCAGGGUUACUGUCUUAAUUCCCUAAAUUUAUCAAGAGAAUCUUCUUGGUCAGGCCAGAGUUAACUAUGCAUUUCCUUGGACUAUGAACCACUUAAAGCUUGCUAACCAAUUCUUCUUAUUUUAUUUUCAGAAUGUGUGUGUGAGCCGCUCUCGAGAAGAAGCCUUGAGGACUGUACCUAAUCAUGUGUAGCUCUCUGGUCUCCCAGCACUGUCCCAGGCUGCUAUCCAAUGUCAACAUUAAGGACACUUCUCAGGGACACGAUGAUGAAAGCCUUCAAAGGAAGCAGCCAACAAGGCAGAAAAAUGCCUGAUCUCUUCUUUUAAAAUGGAUUUCAAGACAAACUGAGCAUUAAAGUAAAAAAUGUACCAAGUAUUUAAGGAAGGAACACAGGAUGAAAUUAGUUUUAAUUUAAUAUAUUUUGUCUUCAGCCUGUCAUUUUUGAUCUUGAAUGUUUAUAUGUAUAAAUUGUUAGGUCUUAUUUUGAGAUUCUUCUAGAGUUAGAAUAUUUUCUUAAGCUGGUCUUUCUGUUAAAAACAAUCCUCUGAUUAUUUUAUUCAAACUUAAUGCACAUGAAAUUUUAUGCACACCAAAAGUAUUUUAAACUUUUUCAUGUACUAGACAGGAUAUAUCAUCUCCAUCAAACUUCAUUCAAGUUUUUUUUAAUUUCAUAAUUGAUUUGGUUAAUAACACAAAAAGUUACAUGUUUAUAAUCUAUUGAAUGUUAUAAAGUGGGCUAUUAAUAUUUCCAGUUUUGGGGUGGGAUAGUAAUGCUGUAGCAGUUGGUAUUUAUAACACCAACUUUCUAAAUAAUUUUAUUAAAGGUUAUAUUUUCAUUUUAGUAUCUAAAAUAUUUUCUCUUUUAUGGUAUUAUAAAGUGCUCCAGAGCCUCCUAGAUAAUUUUCUCAAAUGAUUUUUUGAUCGAAAAUAAUAGAUUUCUUUCUACUUCAUAUACAAAGUAAAACCAUUUUCAAAGCCCCCCCCCCUUUAAAUAUCUUUAAUUCUAUUUAAGAAUACUGAUGGAUACUGUAAUUAGCCAAAAUUGGCCCGCAUAUUGUUCAUA
Messenger RNA from Thamnophis elegans (Western terrestrial garter snake), 4879 nucleotides. It is a transcript of the gene PFKFB4, whose product is annotated as 6-phosphofructo-2-kinase/fructose-2,6-biphosphatase 4. Gene Ontology annotation, cellular component: cytosol. The transcript is spliced from 14 exons. Gene Ontology annotation, molecular function: 6-phosphofructo-2-kinase activity; ATP binding; fructose-2,6-bisphosphate 2-phosphatase activity. NCBI's taxonomy places the organism in Eukaryota, Metazoa, Chordata, Lepidosauria, Squamata, Natricidae. The coding region runs from base 272 to 1666 and encodes 464 amino acids. Gene Ontology annotation, biological process: fructose metabolic process; fructose 2,6-bisphosphate metabolic process. The record is from RefSeq and is a predicted model, not a curated record.